This is a messenger RNA of Triticum dicoccoides, 1636 nucleotides long. RefSeq lists its product as uncharacterized. The transcript has 3 exons. Bases 1 to 1524 code for a protein of 507 amino acids. NCBI's taxonomy places the organism in Eukaryota, Viridiplantae, Streptophyta, Magnoliopsida, Poales, Poaceae. The record is from RefSeq and is a predicted model, not a curated record. Gene Ontology annotation, molecular function: protein binding.
AUGGCGUGUUCACGCCGCCACGUGCGGCCGGUCUUCCUCUCUAGCUAUCCUCCAGCAGCGCGGCCGUUGCCCUGUUCUUCGCCUCCUCACCCGCCCGAACUCCUCACCCCCAGCCUCUUCCGCCUCGAGGAGGACGGCUCCGAUUUGGAGCUCAAGUACUGCCUCCCCGACACCUCCAUCCCCAAGUACGUCCUCCCGUCAGACGAGGACGAGGCAGCCGCACACAUCCGCCGCCGCCGGCACCUCCGCGAGGUUUCCCGGCGGCCACCUGCUCUGCCGACCGGUCAGGAGAUGCCGUCACCUCUGACGGACCUCCCCGUCCACCUCCUGGCCGAGAUCUUCCUCCGGCUGCCGGACCCGACUGACCUCGCCUGCGCCUCCGCGGCCUGCGUCACCUUCCGCCGGCUCGCCACCGACGGCUCCUUCCUCCGCGCCUUCCGUGGCCUCCACGCCCCGCUCCACCUCGCGCUCCUCAACCUCGGCGGGUUCCACCCAGCCCUCCCGCCUCACCCCUCCGCGCCCACCGCCCGCGCGCUCGCCCUCGUUGCCGACUUCAAGUUCUCCUUCCUCCCCUCCCACCGCCAAUGGAUCGUGUGGGACGUCUGCGACGGCCGCGUCCUCCUCUCCCGCAAGAUCACAGAAGACGGGCAGCCCCGAGUCUUCCCGGAGCUCGCGGUGUGCGACCCCUUGCACCGGCGGUAUGUCCUGCUUCCCCCGGUACCUGACGACCUAGCCGCUUCGGUGGAGCACCGGCUCCCCCAUCCUUUCCUCGCUCCCCUCGGCGAGGAGGAGGAGGCGGCGCCCACGGAAGAGACGGCAUUCAGGGUGAUCUGUUUGGCACUUGGCAAAACUAAGCUGGCAGCCUUCGCCUUCUCUUCAAGCACGGGACAAUGGCGAGAUGCUGCGUCCAAGGAUUUGAGUGAUUUGGGCCUUGGCAUGCGUGACUCAGACAUGAUUUCAUGGAUGAACCCUUUUUACCUCAGGCGCCAUUAUGCUUAUGGCUGCUUCUACUGGGAUUUUCUCGUGGUCAAGCGGAACCUGUUGCUCGUGCUUGACAUCAGGAGGAUGGAGCUCUCCAUUGCAGAAGUCCCACCCGGAGGAUGGUAUAGGGAAGGUGUAGCCAUCGUUGAGGCAGGGGAAGGCAGGCUUGGGAUGUUUGGUCUCCGUGGUGAACAUGAAACUGCAUCUGAUCUCAGUUAUGCCAUUGUGCGAAACAGAGGUGAGAGUCCCAACCAGUGGCUGAUGAAGAAGACAAUCUCACUAGAUUCUGGGUACCACUAUUUUAUCAAAGCUGUAACAGAGAGGUGUUUGCUGUUGAUGAGAACAGAAUCCCUGCCAGGUUCACCUAUAGAGAAGCCACUCCUUGAGUAUUUCACAAUGGACAUCGAGACAUUGCAGCUUCAGAGGCUUUGUGCGAAACAAUUCAAGCUUAGGCUGCCCCCGUCAAGCAUAUAUGCCUACUUUUUUCAAACCGGGAUAUAUACCAACUUUCCACCAUCGUUGUUACCUCCAUGGACAGUAUGAAGUGAUUCAGUGGAGUCGCCAAUAGAUCAGCUUUUCUGAGUUCAAAGUGGUUGCUGCUUCGAUAGCAUGGAGUUGUCACCAGAUGUGAUCCACCUUUUUUUUUAGAACAGAG